This is a messenger RNA of Dentiscutata heterogama, 541 nucleotides long. The record is from the annotation of a GenBank genome assembly. NCBI's taxonomy places the organism in Eukaryota, Fungi, Glomeromycota, Glomeromycetes, Diversisporales, Gigasporaceae.
AAUGAUGAGAAAUAUUCUUAUCAUGAAUAUGUAGUUUAUCAUUUGUAUCACAAAUAUUUUACUUUUAAUUAUACAAAUGCUGAUAAAAAUAAUUUCGUAGCUGCUUAUAAUGAACUUAAACAAAAAUAUUUAGAUAGUAAUAUUAAGUCAAAGUUAACGGAAGACGAUAAAGUUUUAACAAAUGUUUAUUAUGAUUUACUGAAAGAAAUUCGCAGAGAUUUUACAAAAAGUCACACAUUGACUUUAUUUUUAAUUGAUGCUAUUAGAAACUUUGGUUGGAUAGAAUUUGAUCCCUCAGAAAAUGCUAAAAUGAUUUCGGCAAUUCAGAAUAUUAAAAAUAUAAGUAUAAUAGACCCUGAAAAUAUUAUAAGUCUAAAACCCAGUUUGUUAAAAAGUCUUGAAAAUCUUGAGGAAUGGAAACAAAUAAAUUCAAUAGAUUUAUCUGUUAAAGAAAUAACGUUCACUCAAAGUCUUUCAGCCAAAGGUCGUGGAGUUCGAAAAUUUGGUGAUGUGAUUGGAUACAUUACUGGUAGUGAUAAAA